AUGGCGAGGACUUGUCGCCGGCGACGGGCUGCCAAAUUGAUGGCCAAGCCAUCCGGUCAAAUGCAGAAAGGCAAUCCAGAUGAUAGGAUCAGCAGCUUGCCCAAUGGCAUCCUUGUCAACAUUCUCGACCGACUCGAUGUCUGUGCCGCUGCCAGAACCAGUGUCCUCUCGAGACGGUGGAGUCAGCUUCCUGCCAUGCUCUCACGGCUUACAAUCAGUGCUUGGGACCUCCUGCCUUCAGAAAAUAAAACCAGCUUUUGCAAUGCUGAAUUGGUUCGGAUGGCCAAUACAGCUGUGGCCAAAGUGACAAAGAGCAUACUGGCACGCAGGGAUCCGGGUGGAUGGCCCAUUCGUCUCUUGAGCAUGACGUUCUACUUGAUAGACGAUGUCCCCAUAUCAGUCGGGCAUGCUGUUGGCAAUGCCAUGGCAACAUGCAAGGUUGAGAAGGCCGAAUUCACUGUUCUGACAGAGAAGGGACGCUUAGAGUUCACCAUUGACGAUUUGGUGAAAUACGGGGCACGGUUCGUGUCAUUUUUUAAUGAGUGUAUGGAUACAUUUGCUGGUCUCACGUGCCUCUACCUGGCGAAUUUGAGAUUUGCUGAAUCGGACUUCGUCUCCAACAUCCUCGUCACUUGCAAGCGAUUAAAACACUUAGGUUUUCUCAAUUGCGACACAGAGAAUUGGAUAGCGUUCCAAAUUGAACACGCCGAACUCAGUGAGCUCAGUAUUGUCAAUUGCCGUUUUGACGUGGUCAAACUCGACUGGGUUCCGAAGCUCACUUGGUUGGUGUUUGAGUUUUGGAUGUCUUUCAAAGAACCACCACUGUCAUUUGGCUAUGUCCCAUUGCUCAAUGUUCUAAGUGUUUCAAAUGUUGCUCUUAGUUGGCAUGAAAUGGUCGAGUUCAGUACAUUUCUUCAUGAGACCUCUGUUCGAGACCUGAGCUUGGGGUUUAAAUGCGAAAAGAUUUGGGUUCAACCAGAGUGUCUGACCAGAUGGCUGGCAUCUGUGUUUCACCAACUAAGGAUUGUCAAUCUUGUUGACAUUCCUGAAGGGUAUGAUCUCACCUGGACAAUGUUCAUUCUGGAAGCGGCGCCUUCCCUGGAGGAGUUUUACAUGACGGUAAUGGAUCAUCCUUGUGACAUGCAAAUGGAUCAGGAGAAGAGGAAGACGAAGUCGUAUAGCGAGCACAAGGGUGUUGAGUGGGAAUCGCCUGCAUCGAAUUUCAAGCAUCACCGUCUGACCAAACUAAUCAUCUUCUGUUUUCAGUCUGAAGACUACAUGGUGAGUCAUGUCAGGCGUGUCUUGAAAGCGGCGGUGAAUCUAGGGGAUGUGUACCUGUAUGAUAGACUGACAUGCAGCAAGUGCCGAGGCGUGGAACCUCUAAAUCUGAUAAGGUUCCCGGAGACAAGUAAGCACAGGUGUUGGGUGGAGAAGCAAAUCAGAAGGGGUAUCGAAUCACUUGCCACAAUCCACUUCCUGACUACUGCUAAAAUAAGGGAGGAUUAUGUUUCAAGGAUAGUGUAG
Triticum dicoccoides is the source of this 1524-nucleotide messenger RNA. Its product is annotated as F-box/FBD/LRR-repeat protein At3g26920-like. Gene Ontology annotation, molecular function: protein binding. Lineage: Eukaryota; Viridiplantae; Streptophyta; Magnoliopsida; Poales; Poaceae. Bases 1 to 1524 code for a protein of 507 amino acids. The transcript is spliced from 5 exons. The record is from RefSeq and is a predicted model, not a curated record.